This is a messenger RNA of Trichomycterus rosablanca, 7708 nucleotides long. RefSeq names its product von Willebrand factor A domain containing 8 (gene vwa8). Gene Ontology annotation, molecular function: ATP binding; ATP hydrolysis activity. The transcript has 45 exons. The coding region runs from base 13 to 5700 and encodes 1895 amino acids. The record is from RefSeq and is a predicted model, not a curated record. Lineage: Eukaryota; Metazoa; Chordata; Actinopteri; Siluriformes; Trichomycteridae. Gene Ontology annotation, cellular component: cytoplasm.
GUGAAAGUCAGAAUGCAGUCGCGUAUCGUAUUGAAAGGUACAGCCGCUGCUGUAGCCACUAGGAGACUGCGCAAUAUUUUGGGUCCUGUCCUGUCAAAGGAAGGUUGGAACUGGAGUGGACAUGAGGUCAAACUGUUAAACACUACUGCAGGUGACACUGUGAAAAUAGGCGAGAUCUCCUACCAGCUGAAGGCACCCAGAAACCCUGAACUUGUGCCCAGGAAUCACAUGACAGAGUCCAUGCCACAUGCAGUUGCUCAGCACCUUCGAUGGAUCAUGCAGAAGGACCUACUGGGGCAGGAUGUGUUUCUGAUCGGCCCACCCGGCCCACUGCGCCGCUCCAUUGCCAUGCAGUACCUGGAGCUGACUAAGAGGGAGGUUGAAUAUGUGGCUUUAUCCAGAGACACAACCGAGUCUGAUCUUAAGCAGCGCAGAGAAAUCCGCUCAGGCACUGCGUUCUACAUAGACCAGUGUGCUGUGAGAGCGGCGACCGAGGGACGAAUUUUGGUUCUGGAGGGUCUAGAAAAGGCAGAGCGGAACGUUCUGCCCGUUCUCAACAACCUGCUGGAAAACCGUGAGAUGCAGCUAGAGGACGGACGCUUCCUCAUGGCUGCCCAGCGCUACGACAAACUGCUACAGGAGCACACUAAAGAAGAACUAGACCAGUGGAAGAUUGUGCGUGUGAGUGAGGAUUUCCGGGUCAUCGCUCUAGGCCUACCUGUGCCCCGAUACAAGGGCAAUCCUCUAGAUCCACCCUUACGAUCUCGCUUCCAGGCCAGAGACGUCUACUACCUGCCUUUUAAGGACCAGCUCGAGCUUCUUUAUAGUUCUGCACCAAAUGUGGCCGCUGAACGAGUGUCUCAGCUGUUGUCAUGUGCUACUACUCUUUGCUCGCAAGAAUCUGUAAAUCUGGGCCUUCCCGACUUCCCUGUGGACAAUUUACCUUCUGCUGUGCGAGUGCUGGACUUGUUUCCUAUGCUGUCUGCUCAACGGCUGGUCCGGAGGCUUUACCCAUACGAGUCCAUGCUAGGAAAGGAGGGCCGAAACGCAGUGGAAACUGUACUCGGUCGUUUUGAACUGCUGGAUGGAAAGAAGCAGGCUUCCCCGAGUGCUGUAGUACAUGUGGAACCUGCACACACAGGACAUGCAGAAGUUACCCUCAACGUUGCUGACCGAAACAUCGGUUUCCAGGUUCCAGCAGGAUCUCGACCACCCCGGCCACCAAACAGCAGCCCUUCGUUCAUCAGCACCCCCACCCACGUUAGCCUGCUCGCCGAGAUGAUGCAGUCACAUCUCGUCAAAGACAUGUGUCUCAUUGGGGCCAAGGGUUGUGGCAAAUCAGUGAUUGCCCGAGAGUUUGCUGAGAUGCUUGGUUAUAGCAUUGAGCCCAUCAUGCUUUAUCAGGAUAUGACGGCACGGGACCUGCUGCAACAGCGCUACACCCUGCCUAAUGGGGACACAGCCUGGAGAGCCUCACCACUGGUUAAUGCCGCUAAGGAGGGCAAGCUGGUGCUACUGGAUGGUAUCCACCGUGUCAACCUGGGAACCCUAUCUGUCCUGUCUAGACUGCUGCAUGACCGAGAGCUGGCUUUGUAUGAUGGUACUCGGCUGCUGAGGUCAGACCGCUACCACAGCCUGAAAGAGGAGCUCCAGCUUACGGAGAAUGAGCUGCAGGAAAGGGGCGUCUUCCCUAUUCACCCAUCGUUUAGGGUGAUAGCUCUGGCAGAGCCGCCGGUGGCUGGCAGCAGCACUCAGCAGUGGCUCAAUCCGGAGCUCCUUACUAUGUUCUUCUUCCACACAGUCAAGCCUCUCGCCAAGGUGGAGGAAGUUGCAAUUAUCAACGGAAUGAUUCCAAACGUUCAUCAGGAAACAGUGGAGCAGCUGCUGCAGCUCACCCACAGCCUGAGAGGAACCAGUGACCCCACAGCCCAGUCACUGGCCUCUUCACUGUCCACCAGGCAGCUCUUGAGGAUCUGUCGUCGUCUUUCUCAGUAUCCUGAAGAAAGUAUUGCUCAUGCCGUAAACAAAGCCUGUCUGUCCAGGUUCCUUCCAAGCCUGGCACGCUCAUCCCUGCAGAAAAACCUGGCUAACUGUUCACUAGAGGAGGACAGUACUACAGCAACUCAGUCAAAACAUGGCCCUGCAUGCUUGAUAAAAGAUGGAGUUCUUACUAUUGGCAAGGUUUCAGCUCCUCUGUAUAAUCCUGAUGAGAAGAUGAAGGUUCCUGAUGUGCUUUUUUAUGAGAAUGCUCAGCACAUGAUGGUUAUGGAGGACAUGUUGAAGGACUUUCUUUUGGGGGAACAUCUACUGCUGGUUGGCAACCAGGGUGUGGGGAAAAACAAAAUCGUCGACAGAUUCCUGCAUCUACUGAACAGACCCAGAGAGUAUCUGCAACUUCACAGAGAUACCACAGUCCAGACACUGACUCUGCAGCCAUCUGUGAGGGACGGGAUCAUACUGUAUGAGGACUCACCACUGGUGAAAGCUGUAAAGACAGGACACGUUCUGGUAAUAGAUGAGGCAGAUAAAGCACCCACUAAUGUCACCUGCAUCCUGAAGACUUUGGUGGAGAGUGGAGAGAUGAUCCUGGCAGAUGGAAGGAGAAUAGUGGCAGAUCCUUUGGAGGCAGCUGGAAGACCCAAUAUCAUAGCCAUGCAUCCUGACUUUCGCAUGAUUGUUUUGGCUAACCGACCAGGAUUUCCAUUCUUGGGAAAUGACUUCUUUGGGGCACUUGGGGAUAUAUUCAGCUGUCAUGCAGUGGACAACCCAAAGCCUGAGGCCGAAUUUGCCAUGCUAAAGCAGUAUGGACCUGAUGUUCCUGACCCUAUUCUUCAAAAACUGGUGGCAGCGUUUGGAGAACUGCGUGCCAUGGCAGACCAAGGAACCAUCAACUACCCUUACUCCACUCGUGAAGUGGUCAACAUUGUGAAACACCUUCAGAAAUUUCCGAAUGAAGGACUUGCUAACGUGGUGAGGAAUGUGUUCGACUUCGACUCAUACAACAAGGACAUGAGAGAGGUUCUGAUCGCAGCCCUGCACAAGCAUGGUAUUCCCAUCGGAGCCAAACCCACCAGCGUUCAUCUUGCCAAGGAGUUGCCAUUGCCAGACUGUAAGAUGACAGGGUAUUGGACUAUGAACCAGGGUGGCAAUGUAAGGAGGAAACUGCUGUGUCCUACCGAGUCCCAUCGUAUAGAUAUUAAGGGUCCGUUGUUUUUGAAAGUACAGAGUUAUCCACUGGAGAGGCAUGAGUCAAGAGCGGUCAGCUUCACUGAGGAGUAUGCUCACUGGCAGAUCCCCAUGAAUGAAGUCAACAUCGUCUGUGAUGUCACCACUGAUAAUGAUAUGAUUUACCUAGCUACGUGUAACCCGGUGUCCCUGUGUGCGAUGCGUGAAAAGGCAAACACGCUGCAGUACAUUGAUCUGUACGAUGUCUUUCCCCGCACCAUCAGCGGCGUGUGGCAACCUUUCAUCACAGUGGCAGCUCUGGGCAGCCCACUACAGGGCCAGGUGGUGCUACACGAGGAGCAGAGUAACACGGUACUCCAUGUGGACCUGGUGUCCGGGGCUGUUAGGAGACUAAUCCUGUCUCCAGGUAAAGAAGAAGAACCUGUGCGCAAAACCUCGAAUUGGUGGAACACAAAAGAAACCCAGUCACAGUCAACAUACAAAAUGUGCCGGGAGUUUGCCCACAAGAACUGGCUGCUGUUUUACAAGGCUGAUGGGGAUCAACUUGAUGUUCUGGAUGUGCUGGAGGGACAAGUCCACACCAUUUCUCUCCCCAUCAAUGUUAAGGCUGUAUACUUGACGGCUGAAGACCGCUGGUUACUCGUUGAUAGCAAGACUGACAGGAAGUUCCUGCUGACCAAGCCUUUGCACAUAGGAGUGGAGGAAUCAGGGGUGUGCCAACUACAUGCCAUCAGUGAAGAGGCUGUCAGUACUGGCUUUGGCACCAGCUCAGAGAUGGAUGCUGGUGCCCCUCAGGACGUUUCCAGUGAGCAGCUGCCCAAUGAGAACCUCAGCGCUGCCCUGGGACAGAAGAUUGCCUCUCCAAACCGUCUCAGCUGUGACACCAACGCUUACGCUAACAUUAUAGUGGGCUUUCCAGACCUCCUGUCUUCAAAUGAGGUCUACAGUUUUAAAAGGACAUCACCCCUCACAGAAGGCAGAGGUCCAGAUAUGUUUUUCGGGUCGACUCGACGAACAGGACCCGCCAAGAGAGUCAACUGUGUCAGUCUGGUUGGAGCUAAUCAGGUGGUACGAGCUCUUGCACCCAGUCAAGUGCCUCUGUCUGAAAUCUAUCCUAAAGAUGUCACCCCACCUAUGACGUCUGCCUACCUGGAGGUGACGGAUCUCAACUCUAAGAAAGUAAAAUAUAUUCCAGUCCCAAGGACUAUGUCUGUAUCUCCUUACACAGGAUGGGUCUCCAAGGUGUCCGACACUGAUGUGGUCAUUGCUGCUUUGGGUUCUGGUGGCAUUGUGACUGUAGAUAUGGGAGGUUAUGUGAGACUGUGGGAGACAGGACUGGACAAUUUGCACCAGUCCCUUCUGGAGUGGAGGAACAUGAUCGGCUCUGAGGAUGGCAGACCUAUCCAGAUCACCGUCCAGAGGGACAGUGGGCUUGAUGUCAGCUCACCAAAACAUGGCAAGAUUGACCUUAAAAACGCUCCUCAUGUAGGCGGUAAUCAGUGGGCAGGAGGCACAGGAGGCAGAGAUACAGCAGGCCUGGGGGGUAAAGGUGGUCCUUACCGUCUGGAUGCUGGCCAUACGGUCUACCAGGUAUCCCAGGCUGAGAAAGAUGCUGUGCCUGAUGAAGUGAAGAGAGCUGCACGAGAGAUGGCUGAAAAGGUCUUCAAAGAGAGACUAAAGGAGAUUAAUAUGAGCGAGUAUGAUGCCUCCACAUACGAGCGUUUUUCUGGAGCUGUCCGGCGCCAAGUCCAGUCCCUACGCAUCAUUCUGGACAGCCUGCAGGCUAAAGGAAAGGAAAGGCAGUGGCUGAAGAACCAGGCUGUGGGGGAGCUGGAUGAUGCUAAGAUUAUUGAUGGCCUGACUGGAGAGAAAGCCAUUUACAAAUGCAGAGGGGAACUGGAACCAGAGCUUGGCACACCUCAGCAGAAGCCCAAGCGACUGCGCCUGCUAGCCGACGUGUCAGGCAGUAUGUACCGUUUUAAUGGCGUUGAUGGGCGUCUGGAACGCAGCAUGGAGGCUGUGUGCAUGGUGAUGGAGGCUCUGGAGGGCUACGAACACAAGUUUAAGUAUGACAUUGUGGGCCAUUCAGGAGAUGGAUUUAAUAUAGAGCUGGUCACAUGUAAUAAAGUGCCAAAGAACAACAUGCAGAGGCUAAAGGUUUUAAAGACCAUGCAUGUUCACUCUCAGUUCUGUAUGAGUGGAGACUACACGCUGGAGGGCACACAGAAUGCUGUAAACGAGCUAGCACGAGAGGAAGCUGACGAGCACUUUGUCAUUGUGCUGAGCGAUGCUAACCUGGAGCGCUAUGGCAUCCACCCCGAUCGAUUUGCCCGCACCCUUACCAGCAACCCACAGGUUCAUGCCUUCGCCAUCUUUAUUGGCUCCCUCGGGGACCAGGCUGAGAGGCUCCAGAAAACUCUGCCGGCAGGACGUUCUUUUGUUGCCAUGGACACUAAGGAGAUCCCUCAAAUCCUCCAACAGAUCUUCACCUCCACCAUGCUGUCCAGUGUCUGAACACAUCGCACCACCCAGAAACCUUGUUCUCUCAUACACUGCUGAUUCCAGGAGGCGUGCUCUAUACUUACAGGUUUUUGGGUUCGGGUAUUAUGCCCCAUACCAGGGCUCUUUUUAAUUAAAAAAAUUAUGAUUACUUGACACAGCAGUUAGAAUUUUAAUACAAUUAAUACACCUCGUUUGAUUGUUCUUUAAACAGACUGUAUUGUUUCACCUUGUGUACAUUUGAGGCUCUCAGUUAAAAACGUUGGGCGGACUUGUUUGCCAUGUCUGACUGUGAACUUGUGCCCUGGUAAAAGAGGCCGGUGUUGCGUCAGAUUUUGAUGGAUGUGCUUGUCUGGGCUUUCUCAGGUUCCUCUGAACUCCUCGUGAUCACACAGUCAACACAUUCUGUCAACAAAGCUAUUUCUCCAGUCAUCCAGGCUCUAGUCAGUCAUUCAGGCUCCUAUACAGCAUGUUUUAUAUUAUUGAUAACCAGUCAUGUAGAAUAAGCUCCUGACUACCUUCAAGCCAAUGAAAACAAGAAUUUCAGAUAUUACACUGCUAAAUGGUAGUAUGGAGUUGGAUACACAGACUGGAUUUAGCAUUGUAAUAUCUAAAAUUCUUGUUUUCAUUGGCUUGCAGUUAGUCAGUUAGUCAGGAGUUUAAUACUGGUAGUGCCACACUGUUCUAUAUUCACUCUUGGGUUUUUAUGUACUAUGGAUUUUUUGGUCCCUUUUAAAUGAUAAUGAAUAAUGAUGAUGACUGAAUAAUGCACUGUUUAAACAGACGGUGUAUUCUUUAUCUUCUAGUGUCCUCUAAUCUUUUUUUUGCAUUUCAUUCUUAAAUAUUUGGCCAUUUACAAAGUCAAUAGAUCAUUUAAUGUGCACCAUACACUAUCGUCCCAAAAUGACCCAUUGAAAGUGAUGAUUUGGACUUUGGAAGUUGUGUAUUGUAUACAAGGACUUAAGCAAGUGUUCAGCUAUAUCAUUUCCUAUCUGGAAAUAAUCUAGAAUAUGAGGUGCAGCUUUACACCUCAGAUUCAUCCUAGAUUCGUCCUGAACCUGCACCAUUCUCAAACGUAACCUUUAUGAGGUACCCAGUCAGACCAUUUAACAUUUUGGCAAUAAAAGUCCAGAUGCUGUAAAGAACAGAUAUGGUGGAAUAUACUUUCUAUUAUAUAAACAAUAUCUUUUUAUGAGUUGGGGUUUAUUCUCUGCUUCUCACUGUAUUCUCCUAGAUAUUUUUUUAUGCAUUUUCUCCCGAUUUAGCUCACUCAAUUUGUCUUCCACUGCUGAGAGAUACCAGAUUGCAUCCGAGGAGAGCACGUCGCUGUACACGCUUCUUCUGACACGUGCACAGCCCUCCUCUUCUCACCCAUGCACUCUGCACAGGCAUCUCUUCUGCCAAUCAGGGUCCUUACACAGCGUAUGAAGACCCUCCCACCCACACAUAGUCCGGCCCCCACCCUGCAGAUACGGUGGUUAAGUAGUAUCUGCUGCAGGCACUGCCAAUUAUGCCCGCCAGAUGGCGCCCAGCCGACCGGAGGCAAAGCCGAGUUUCGAACCGAGGAGUUCCGAAUCUCGGCACUGGUGUGCUAGCGAAAUAUCCCACUGCGCCACCUGGGCGCCUCUCCUGAAUAUUUAAUGCUAGAUUUGCUCAUAUUUCAUGCUUGCCACAAAGCUAACAGUUUUAUGUCUGAAUCACUACAAUUUGCUAACAUUUAUUAGUUAACUUUAGGCUCCUGUUGAUCCAUUGUGAUGUCUUGAAAGGUGUCAGCUAAGAAUGUAACAACUGAUUAUACUCAGUACGCAGUUUGACAGUAAUUCAAGCUGAUUACAAAUUAUUUUAAAAGAGGAUAAUGAUUCCUAAUUUAUAUCUGUAGCAAAACAAUAAAAACUUUUUUUUUUGUUUAUAUAACCUUGUCUAUGUAAAAAAAGAAGUCUGUUAAAGUACUAGACAUUUGGACAUUUUGAACAGAAAAUGUGGAUACCAAUGCUGAUUUGAGAAUUGAUUUGAGAAAUUAAAA